Molecule: messenger RNA, 2090 nt
Organism: Dentiscutata erythropus
Lineage: Eukaryota; Fungi; Glomeromycota; Glomeromycetes; Diversisporales; Gigasporaceae
Source: the annotation of a GenBank genome assembly
AUGCUAAUUUCAAUUAAUAUUAGUAUUCUCGGUGCACUUCCUGAUAAAUUAAUCGAUGAUCUUGUAUUGCCGAGUAAAGAACCUGUAGGAAUGCGUCUAUUAAAGUCUAUGGGAUGGAGAGAGGGUCAAGGCAUAGGUCCUCGUGUCAAAAGAAAAAAAAGAGACUAUGAUGAUGUUGACAAUGAAGAAAAUGAAGAUCAGAUAUUCAGUACUUUAUUUGCUCCUAAAAAUACUUCUAUCGUAAGUUUUGAACAAAAAGCCAACAAUUAUGGUCUUGGAUAUAAUCCAUUCGAAAAUGCUCCAGAGUUUGUUUUUCAAUCAGCUACUAGUAAAGGCGAUGGUUAUCUCCGUAAAGAUAAACCGAAAAGUUCUUUUCCCAUACGAGGAACAUCAAUGACUGAUUUUAAUACUUCACUAAUUGAUGACGAUGACGAUGACAUCAUAAUAAUGGGAAGCAGGAAAUACUCAAAAAUGUCAAACCUGUCUACAGAAUCUCAAAUGAAAAAGUCAUCAUUCCAUGAUAAUAGAUCAUGUCAUGAUGGGACUCAACCAUUACGAGGGUUUAUGUUGGCCAGGAAACCUCUUCCUAUUGACAAAUGGUUCAGUCCACCGGAUUUGCCACCAGAAUACGUUCCUUUUCAUGAAUUUGACUCUCAAACUCAAAAUACCCAGGAUACGAGUAAAAAGAAUAUAAAACAAAAGCAGACUACAUUGGCGAUUGUAGCAGAACAGCGUGGCUCAUUAUUGGGUGAAACACCUUUAAAUGCACCUGCACGUUCGGUAUUUGAUUAUGUGUCUCGGAAGGAUAAAGAAAGGCUAGAUAGUAUAGUUCGACCAGUGAUUGAUACGUCAGGUGACAAAAAUGUUAAUAAACCUAAAAUUCCAAAGAUAGAAAAUGAUGUUGCUUUGGCUGCUUUGAAAGGAUUUAUCCCUUUUGAGGACAAUAAGGAAAAACAAGCUAGAUAUAAAAAAUAUUUAGAAGUACAUGCUGAGUUAAUAGCUCCUGAAUUAUUAAGAAAACCUGAGGAAUUAACUGCAGAUGAAUUCUCAAAGGAGCUAGAUGAAUUCUCUAAAGCAGCAAGAAUAUUUCGCCCAAUGUCAAAAAUGAUUGCAUCUCGAUUCACCAGUAGUUCAUCGCCUGCUGAAGAAUUCAAACAACCUGUUCCUGGUCUAAGAGCCGGUGCCGGAAAUGAUUCAGAUAUUCCUUCAGAUAAAAAAAAAGAUACAGAUCAACUUGACUCUGAAUCAACAGCAGAGGCUGCUGCAAAGAUGAAUAUGUUUGGUCAACUUACGAGAUCAAAAUCUGUGUUUUAUCCAAGCAAGCUUCUAUGUAAACGAUUUAAUGUAGCAAAUCCACAUCCAGAACAUGCACAAAAUUCAAGUUCUGGUAGGACUCAAAAAGGUCAAAAAGAGGCACUCAGCAGGGAGACGAUGAAUGACAUUCUCAAUAAGCAAGAUGCGCAAAAUUUUCCAGGAUUUAGUACGACUCAAAAAGGUCAAAAAGAGGAACUCAGCAGGGAGACGAUGAAUGACAGUCUCAAUAAGCAAGAUGCGCAAAAUUUUCCAGGAUUUAGUACGACUCAAAAAGGUCAAGAAGAGGAACUCAGCAGGGAGACGAUGAAUGACAUUCUCAAUAAGCAAGAUGCGCAAAAUUUUCCAGGAUUUAGUACGACUGUACCUACUGUACGCCCUGCAAUGGAAUUAUUUAAAUCAAUUUUUGGUGAUUCAGGUUCAGAAGAUGAUGAUGAUGGGGACGCUCCAAAACAUAAAAAACCUCCAAAUCUAGAAAUUAUAGAAAUUCUAGAUAAUGUAGAUGAUGAUGGGGACGCUCCAAAACACAAAAAACCUCCAAAUCUAGAAAUUCUAGAAAUUCUAGAUAAUGUAGAUGAAGACAAUAAUGAAACACAAAAUAAAACCGAUGAAACGAGAAAUAAAAUCGAUUUGAUAAAUCCAUCAGUUCCAUCAAUCACUUUUCAAAGAACAACAGCACAGGCUAGUUCAUCGAAAACAAUUAAUCAAUCUUCGUCGUCACAAUCUAAAAAUACGUCUAUAAAUCGAACUAGAAAUCGGCCAAGGGCAUCUGAUUUAUG